CGCGGCUAUUUAAUCCACCCCACGUCUGAUGGCAGUGAGUAAAAGAGGCUGGUGAAGUAAAGGUGUGAUUUCGAUAAAAGGUUCUCAGGACGCCGUGGGGUAAUUUUGGUGGCCUCCAGGGCCUAGUUGCCUCAGCCAAGGAGUCAAGCAAGACCCGUGCUGCACGUCGCGGCAGUGCACCUCCAUUAUCCCAAUCCGGCAACUGGGAACUGGCAAGCUCAAAGCUUGUCUCUAGGAGCUGGGAUUCGAGCUCUAGCUGUCUGUUUAACGCCGUUACCCGGCUAAACCGGCUCUAUUGCACGAGUUGUGGCCGCUGAUAUUUACCACUGUUUGCAAACACGGCGUUCAAGUUUUAAUACACAAGUAUGUCAUCCGGGGCUGGAUCAAGUGGUACAGGACGAGGCCGUGGAUCUUCUUUGGCAGAUAAUAAACCAGAAAACAAAGAGGCUAAGCCGAAUCCAAAAAUGUCAAAGGCUCUAGGAACUUCUGCUAAAAGGAUACAAAAGGAAUUAGCAGAAAUCACUUUAGAUCCACCACCCAACUGCAGUGCUGGACCAAAAGGAGACAACUUAUAUGAGUGGGUAUCUACCAUAUUAGGCCCACCUGGAUCCGUUUACGAGGGAGGAGUUUUUUUUCUGGACAUCCACUUUUCGGCAGAAUAUCCUUUCAAACCACCCAAGGUCACGUUUCGAACACGUAUUUAUCACUGUAAUAUAAACAGUCAAGGUGUAAUAUGCCUGGAUAUUCUGAAAGAUAACUGGUCUCCUGCCCUCACCAUUUCUAAGGUGCUACUCUCCAUCUGCUCCCUCCUCACAGACUGCAACCCAGCUGAUCCUUUGGUGGGUAGUAUAGCAACGCAAUAUCUGCAAAACAGGGAAGAACACGAUCGUAUAGCGCGACUGUGGACCAAGCGCUAUGCCACAUGAACAAUUGUUCAAAAUUUGAAUUUAUCUCCUAUCAGCCUCAUGCCAAUUAACCACCGGCUGAAGCUCUUGUUUUUACUCGGCUAACGUAAACUUUAAGAUGUUUAAGUAGAACUGCUUAAUUGGGCAGCUUUGAACAAAAGUCAAGGUAUCAAAACUUGAGAACAGCUAGAGAAGUGAAUGUGAUGUGCUUUCAUGUUGAGUAUGUUGAUGUGCCUAAGACGGAUGAACGUAAAGAAAUGAACGUAUGUAUGCGACCAAUGAAUGAAUUACUGAAUGAAUUUUUACAGCGGCAUGAGCAAGGAGGAUUUCACCUAAACUAUGACAAGCUAGUAUUUAAAAUGAUCGUAUUGUAAAUCAACAAUACUGUCCGAUUAUACUGAUACUUUUAGGGUAGGAGAGGUCACGAACUAUAAUAUUAACGAUAAUACUAAAUUGUAAGUAAUUAGGUACUUAGAUAUUAAGAUGCGAAUAUAGAGGCCCAAUUCUCUCACACCCUGACGAUCAUACCCUUUCACCCUUCAAUAUUUUUGUAUACGCUCAACUUUAAUCUUAUCACACCAUACACAUAAUUUUAAAUUAUUCAUUUUAUAUUUUCAUCAUUUAUAAUUUGAUGAUUUGCGCUCGUUGUGUGAAGAGACGACGUAGUUAUAAUAUUUUAGCCAAACGCUUACGAGAUAAAAUUUAAUCAAUUGAUAUUAUUUUAUCACCUAAUUGACGGGGGGGAAAAUAGACAAAACUUACAAACAAAUAGAAAAAAAAAAUUACCUGAAUUCGUGUGAUUGUGCGCUAUGCUAUCAUCACUAUUGUAACGCAGCGUCGGUGUUGUUUGCAGUGAUAUUCGUGAACCGAUCAAGUGUUUGGGGCCACUUGCUAAAUCGUUGUAAUUGUAAAUAAAUAUUAUUUCCUGUAUAUUCAAGCUAGUAUAUUACCAGAUCAAUGUAAUUUUGACCUGAAUUUUAUCCUGCAAAUAGAGCGACACGUUGCUUGAAAUUCAACAAUUUGGUUAAUGUGUCCCGCUAUUUUGUGAAAAGAGUGUAGGUAUUGUUUGAAAGCGUGGAAAAAAUGGGACGAUGUUAUAAGUUUAAAAUCAGACGAGUAAUAGUAAUGAUUAUUGUAAUAGUAUCUGCAACGGCAGCCAUUAUUGAUAAAUGUGUUCAGCCAAAAAUUAGCAGUUUUAGGUGAGAGAAAUUAGUCUUCAAUUUAGAAAAUAAAUGAUAUUGAAACUCUUGUUCAUUCCUUUAUUAUAAUUUUUUUUUUUUAAUUUUUUUUCUACUUUUUUCUAUAUUUCUAUGAGCCAUAAAGCUGAUUUGAAAUUGUAAUCGGAGAUCUCUCAAGCUAUUAUUUAUUGAUUUUAUAAGUGUGAAUCUCUCUGAUUUCCUUGUGCAUUGAAGAUUCCCAAGUUAUUAUUUUCACGAGCGCUGCAGAAUGGAAGUUGUGGAAAAUUGUUACCAAGUUUAUUCACGCGUUUAGAGUAUUAUGUAUGAACAUUUAAAAUAAAAAAAAGUGGGCUGUGGUACUAAGUGCAAUUACUGCAACUUCCUAAUCUGAAUAACUCUGCAUAGAGAAAGAGACCUUAAAGUUUCGUUCAAUAUCCAAUAAUAUGGUAAAUGUUAGUCUGCUAGUUAGUGGCGUCGAUAUCAAGAUUAAAUAAACUACAUUAUACAUAA
This is a messenger RNA of Athalia rosae (coleseed sawfly), 2593 nucleotides long. RefSeq names its product ubiquitin-conjugating enzyme E2-24 kDa (gene Ubc2). Gene Ontology annotation, biological process: protein polyubiquitination. The transcript is spliced from 6 exons. The record is from RefSeq and is a predicted model, not a curated record. Lineage: Eukaryota; Metazoa; Arthropoda; Insecta; Hymenoptera; Athaliidae. Gene Ontology annotation, cellular component: nucleus. Gene Ontology annotation, molecular function: ubiquitin conjugating enzyme activity. The coding region runs from base 366 to 926 and encodes 186 amino acids.